CACCGCCAUAAACGACUUUAUCACUCAUUUGCCGCCUCCGCCUUACCCUUCAACCGACUUCAUGAUCUAGUUCUGAUGUCGUGCGUUGCGUCCGACGUCAAAUGUGCGCGAAUCGCGCCUUCCCGUUAACUUAUGUUUGGUGCCGACAAGCAGAGGCCGCACUUAUACCUACUACAAUCCUAUUUUCUCUGAAGUUGGCAGUGUUUAUGCCCAACCCCGCACAUUAUGUAGACGAGAGACCAGACAGUGAUUGCCACUGGGCUCUCGGAAAGCUCCUCGAUAUGUUACGUCCAUUGCGGUCAUUGCUGAUGAGCAGUCGAAUGACCUUAAGGACGACUCCCAGUCUCUUGUCUGUGGAGGAUACAGGCUGAACCGUUUCCCCCUUCUUGGAAAACCUCCUGGUUGAAAAGCAGGGCUGACGUGUCCAGACAUCCAUGAUCAUGAAUAAUCAUGGUGUUCAGACGUUGU
Messenger RNA from Aspergillus saccharolyticus JOP 1030-1, 468 nucleotides. RefSeq lists its product as uncharacterized. NCBI's taxonomy places the organism in Eukaryota, Fungi, Ascomycota, Eurotiomycetes, Eurotiales, Aspergillaceae. The transcript is spliced from 2 exons. The record is from RefSeq and is a predicted model, not a curated record. The coding region runs from base 102 to 371 and encodes 89 amino acids.